UUCCACCUCGCCAUGCACUGACUCUCAUUCUUAAUUCUAUCUGGCAUAUCGUCGUUCGCUCAUUACAUCUGCUCACCAUCGUUAAUGCUCCCGAAGCAUGAUAUCGAGUUUGGCCCACUGCUAGCUGCCGACCUCUCGUGUGCUAGCCUCGGCACGGCAAUGCAGCAGAGCUGCGCUUGACCAUCCAUAGGCUGAAACAACGACGAUGAGCUAUUCAUAUUCGCACAGUACCGCCGCCGAUUCCUAUCGCCCGGCCCGACGAGGCAGCCCCCUGGAAUCGUCGAAUGCUUCCGAGCGCUGGCGUCAGUUGCUGCCGUCAUGGGCAAAACAGUGGGCAUCGGAGCUACACGAGGAGAUGAGUACCAGGAAUGGAGUAUGGUCGCUGUUCAAGAGGGUCGUGAGAUACAUCUUCACAGUCUCAAAUGCUUUAAUCCUCUUCUGGAUUUGCACACUAUGGUGGGGUGAGCGCACUGUCUUCCAGGAGAGUGUGGAGACGUGCGGCUGGGGCAAUUGGGAGAAAUGGCCCCAAGAUGCAACGCCACAUCACGUCGCCUUCAUCGCCGACCCGCAGCUCGUCGAUCCUCACACCUACCCCGGCCGGCCAUGGCCGCUUUCGACCUUGACCGUCAAGUUCACCGAUCAGUAUCUUCGGCGGUCCUUCUCGUCUAUCCAGAAUGAACUAGGCCCAGAUUCAGUGUUGUUCUUGGGGGACCUUUUCGACGGUGGUAGGGAAUGGGCUACGGCAUCCAGCUCCAGCCCAGAGAAGCGGUAUAAGAAAUACAACGAUCGGUUCUGGAAGAAGGAGUUCCAUCGGUUCGUGAAAAUCUUCGUUGAUACGUGGAAUGAGGGGGACGAACAUACCAGGGACUCUAUCGGGCGGAGGAUGCUUACUGGCUUGCCCGGAAAUCACGAUCUGGGGUUUGGCUCAGGCGUUCAGGUCCCGGUUCGCGACCGGUUCCGGAGCUUCUUCGGCAAGAGUAAUCGCGUGGAUGUGAUCGGAAAUCACACUAUUGUCUCUGUUGAUACCGUGUCGCUGAGCGCCAUGGAUCAACCUGACCCGGAGACAGGCAGCUCAGGCACGGGUUCCGGCGAUGGAAAACAGCCAAAUGAACACAUUUGGAAGGAUACCCAGGACUUCCUUGACCACAUGGGUGCCUAUCGGGGUAGAGCGGAAAUGGAGGCACUGCGCAUGCUGGGGAAUCAGACUGAAGGGCGUCUCUUUCAGCAUCGGGCUGUGGACAUUCUGGAACCGUCUAUCUAUCACCAGCCGCAGCCGGAGGGUGCGGGGUUUCCCACGAUCCUCCUUUCACAUGUCCCGUUGUAUCGCCGGCCGGCCACACCGUGUGGACCUUACCGCGAACACCAUCCGCCGAGUGGUGAAGACCUCGAGGAGGAUGAACCGAACGCCAUUUCAAUGGGUCGAGGUUACCAGUAUCAGAAUGUACUGACCCCUGCGAUUUCUCGAGACAUUGUGUCGAAGGUGGGGCCCAACUUGGUCCAAAUGUACUCGGGAGAUGACCACGAUUACUGCGAGAUCACCCAUCACGAGUUCAGCGGGUCACCCAAGGAGAUCACGGUGAAGAGCCUUUCCUGGGCCAUGGGGAUCCGGCGACCAGGGUUUGUACUCACCAGUCUGUGGAACCCUAUCGACCAAGCCACUGGACAGUCCAUUGGAGCCGCCAAUGCCGGCCGCACUCUCCAGAACCACCUGUGUCUCCUCCCCGAUCAGUUGUCCAUCUUCAUCUAUUACGGGCUUGUCUUUGGCCUCACCUUGUGUGUUUUGCUGGUCCGCGCCACGGUCAUUGUGCAAUUCCCCCGAUCCCGGGCUGGUCCCACGGAUCCCAUCCUCCCCUUGUCGGAGCAUCGCUCGGCUCCGGCGGCGCGCCCGGCCCGAUACAAGACCCCGUCUUCCAGUACGUCUAGCUCCACGUUCCCGUCGCCGCGCGGGCUAGCCAGCCGUGCGGUGAAUGCACCUCCCCUGUACGCUACUCACGCGGGCGCAGAUGAGGCAGACGCCGACAGCUCGAAGUGGAAGCCGACGCGUGGCAGCCCGCGACGGCCGGGGGGUGACGAGUCAAAGGCGAAGCUGAUCAAAGAGGACUUCCUUGCUUCGGUCCUGGGGGUGGCCAAAAUCGUGCUUUGUUGGUACUUCUUCCUUGUCUGGCGAUGGUAGGCCGGUAGGGUUCCGGACUGGCGCAUGGGUUAUAUAUUGUGUACAUAGUUUUGCGUGGGCUCAUUCUGUAAUUUCCGGCAUACAUGCAUGGAGGGAUGGCGUACCUGGCAGGUUGGACGCAGGAUUGUGAGCAUCAAGUACGCGUAUAUUGUGUUAGGGGUUCGGUGUCUCAUCCUGGGCGAGUUGAUUGCGGGAGGGCUGGUCCACCAGUAAUAUAUAUGUUACCAGCCGUGUCGUUUGGGCUUGCAUGAACGAGGCUAUUCCACAUUCAAUUGCAAUAGAGUAGGCCGCAAAUAUCUAAG
This is a messenger RNA of Aspergillus ibericus CBS 121593, 2475 nucleotides long. Its product is annotated as putative manganese ion homeostasis (Fr). Gene Ontology annotation, biological process: GPI anchor biosynthetic process. Gene Ontology annotation, molecular function: hydrolase activity. NCBI's taxonomy places the organism in Eukaryota, Fungi, Ascomycota, Eurotiomycetes, Eurotiales, Aspergillaceae. The coding region runs from base 206 to 2173 and encodes 655 amino acids. The transcript has 2 exons. The record is from RefSeq and is a predicted model, not a curated record. Gene Ontology annotation, cellular component: endoplasmic reticulum.